Olea europaea var. sylvestris is the source of this 769-nucleotide messenger RNA. RefSeq lists its product as uncharacterized. Bases 63 to 524 code for a protein of 153 amino acids. The record is from RefSeq and is a predicted model, not a curated record. NCBI's taxonomy places the organism in Eukaryota, Viridiplantae, Streptophyta, Magnoliopsida, Lamiales, Oleaceae. The transcript has a single exon.
AGAAUAGACCCUCAAGCAUUCUAAUAUUUCAAACUUCUCCAAAUUUCUCUGCAAGAAUUUCAAUGGCGUCAGGGAAUAGCUACCGGUUUCUUGGAGCAGGAGAGAAAAUGCAGUCGAUCGAAUUCAAUGAACAAUUCGAAUUCGAUGAAUCUCAAAUUUGGAGUACCAAUGAGAUCCCCACUAAUCCACCUGAAACCAAAAAAUCGAUUUCAAAUCCGAUUCCUGUCAGAAAGCAACACAGAAAAAUUACAACCGAAAUUGAAUCGAAAUCUCUGCCAUUGAACGUCCCGGACUGGUCCAAAAUCCUUCGAGGUGAGUACAAAACUCGCAGCAGAAAUUGGGAGAACGACAUCGAAGGAGAUGAUGAUGAGGACACAAAUGAUAGAAUACCCCCUCAUGAGUAUUUAGCCAGGACUAGAGUUGCUUCGUUCUCGGUGCACGAAGGUGUAGGAAGGACAUUAAAGGGGAGAGACUUGAGACGGGUAAGGAAUGCUAUAUGGAAGCAAACUGGAUUUGAAGAUUAAUUAAUAAUUUAUUUCUGAUAAUUAUAAUCGUAAGUGGUGUAGAUUCCUCUGGUUUUGGGUGCUAUUUUUGAUCGACUUUGAUUCAGAGGAUCAUGAUUUACGGAUGCAAUGGAAUUCUAACUUCUAAAUAUUCAGGAAAAUAAUCUUAUUUGUCAUGUUCUCCAUAUGGCAAAUUUUGUUGCCAUUUUUCUACAGUAACUGCGUUGCGAUUUGAAUUUUGAUAUAUUGCUAUGCUUAGCGUCAAA